Cephus cinctus (wheat stem sawfly) is the source of this 8405-nucleotide messenger RNA. RefSeq names its product dystroglycan. The record is from RefSeq and is a predicted model, not a curated record. Gene Ontology annotation, cellular component: dystrophin-associated glycoprotein complex; dystroglycan complex; sarcolemma. The transcript has 16 exons. Gene Ontology annotation, biological process: muscle attachment; morphogenesis of an epithelium; nerve development. Lineage: Eukaryota; Metazoa; Arthropoda; Insecta; Hymenoptera; Cephidae. The coding region runs from base 395 to 4225 and encodes 1276 amino acids. Gene Ontology annotation, molecular function: laminin binding; calcium ion binding.
AACCUGAAACGUCCCUUUUGACUGAGCACGUAAAAAUUCGAUGUCCCGACCGGAGUGAAGUUUGUCAACGACAUCGGAAACAUGAAAACACCGAGUAGUCAGCUUUCAAACAACUUGACUGAUACUUCCGUGGCAGUGUGUACCUUAUAGGAAGGAACCUAGAGAAAACAGAGUGUAGAAUGGAAAAGACGUUGGAUCGUGGGUAAAACCAGCCGUAGGCGCUGUUGAACGACGGAUUUCUGCGUGUAUAUGCACAAUGUCACGUGACUUACUCGGUACCCGAUUAAUAAGGCAGAAAAGAUAUCCGGUCGUUAAUUCCUCCUGGGAGUGGAUGCCAUACCCGUGGACGUAUACAAGCAUGGUAUGAUAAAGGGAAAUUAAGAAAUCCCCAAAGAUGAAACCUCUUAUCCUAGUGAUUUCCUCCCUCCUCCUUCUAUCCCUGACCCUCGGCUUCACCCUGCAAGAGGAUGAUCUCGUCUUCGACGACGUGGGCGAAGAGUCCUCCUCGACCGUCCCUCAUUCCCACGACGAUCGUCACGAUCAUCGCGAGGAUCAUCCGAGGAACCGCGACUCCAAGAAGCGUCACGUCGAGAGACUCUGGGGCGUACCUCAUAUAGCGAUCGUGUCGGCGGGACACGUUUUCAAAAUGAAGAUCCCGCGACUGGCCUUCAGCGGAAACGUGGAUCAUUACGAGGCACGCGGUGGCCUCGGGAAACCUCUGGCACGUUGGCUGUAUUGGGACGAGGCGGCCUCCACGUUCCUGGGCGUUCCGUCGACAAAGGACAUAGGACAGCACUUUGUGAACAUCAAGGCCUACGGGAGGCACGGCGACGUCGCCAAGGAUGGCUUCGCGAUACAAGUAAUCCCCGAGGGGCGCGACCAGGUCGCUCACAAAGAUGGGAGCACGCAUUGUAACGAGGGCGAAGAUCAAACGAUCCUGACGAUCUUACUGGACGCAAGAUACGACAGUCUGAAGCCUUUUGUGAAGGUCGACGCCAUUGAGAAUCUCGCCGGAUUUCUCGGAUUGCACACGAGUGCCUUUUCUAUUCAUCCGCACGGUGCCAAGGACACUCCAAGCACUGCUGAUUCCUCCGUGAUCCUUGCUGGUCCAGGAAAUGUCAAGCAUCGCUGGAACAAACAUUCCUCGAUCAUCCAAUGGCAGGUGGGCUGCGACGGUCACUUGUGGCGUCAUCAGGCUGACUUGGUAAAGCAGCUGCGAGAACAAGCCAGAGACGGUACCAUAGCUGAGGUUCUUCAACUUCCCGUACUUCUCUGGCACAUUAAAACCGACUCGAGUUCUCUUUUGAGAAGUCGUAGAGAUAUCGGUUCUGGGGAUUAUGGCAAUACCGAUGACUACGAGGCGUACGACGAGUACGAUGACUACGGAGACGGUCAAGGGGAAGACGAUGACGAGAACGAAACGAUUACCGAGCUUCCCGAGGAGAAAUUAUUACAUGUAUAUGAGGCAAACGAACCUGCGGAAGCGGAAGCAGAACAUCCCCACAGGCAUCAUCAUGGCGAAGAGUCUAUAGACUGGAAGGUCGAGGAAAUCGAUGAACAAGAAAUUGUUCCAAGAGUUCUAGGAGGUAUUCAGAAUUCCGUACCGACCGCAACGAACCAGACGACAACCAUGCAACCGACAACAACGCCGCCGCCAUCAUCGUCGCUACCUCAAACAACAGUAACGACCACAACAACCCUACUGACACUUCCAAUAACAUCGAUUCAAGAGAAACCAUCGGCAACGAUCAUUGGCACUAACACGAGUGCAGCAACAACCGCCACUCCAGCAACAACUGUUAUAAUUAGCACAACAACAACAACAACGAAACCCACAACCAUGCCGCCAGUAACAGAACCUUCUAAAACUGAUGGCACCGAAGAACCCACAGAGAGAACGAAACGUAUUGACUUUGAACUUGAGACUGUUGUACCUACGACUCCUCCCCCAAAAUAUACAACCACUGCAUCACCCACGGUAACAACCCUGCCACCAAGUACAACCAACGCAUUCGGUCCGGAUACGGAGAGGCCUGGAACGAAUUCGACUACGGUUAUUCUAAGUGUCACGAAUGAAGAGACAACCGAACAACCUACGAUGCCUACCGUGGGAGUCAAGACGACUGUUCCGGUGACGACUACCGUUGCCACUACUCCAACACCCAGUCCUGUAUUUACGACUCCUACUUCUACCGCACGUCAGCCAGCAAUGGUUCCUAACACUACAACUGAUACGCCAAGACCAACGGUUACCACGACCAAAAUGACGACUACUAUGAGACCGAGUACUCAAUCUCCUGUUGUUACGGAGAAGAUCGAAUAUGGCGUUCACAAUUUCCCACCUAGGCAAGACAGAAGACUGAAGAAGAUACCAGUUACUGCUGGCAAGCCGCUUAGCUAUGUUAUCCCUGGGGACACCUUCAGUGAUCUCGAAGAUGGCGACACUAGGAAACUCAAUUUGAGCCUUUAUCUUCAAGGAAGUCCAUUGAAACCUACCCACUGGCUACAAUUUAAUCGCCAUACUCAAGAAGUUUAUGGACUGCCACUCGAGAAUGACAUCUCUACCUGGGAUUAUGAGUUGGUUGCUGCCGACAGUGAAGGUCUCACUGUAUCUGACAGACUCGAUAUUCAUGUACAACAGCACAAACUAAGUCGCACCGUGAAUCACGAGUUUAGUAUUUAUCUGAGAUUGGAAAAACGCAGCGAAUAUCCUACCAAUGUCGAUUGGGAGCUUCAGGUUGUACGUCGUCUUGCUGAAUUAUACGGAGACAGUGAUCCAAGUCAAAUAACAGUUCGUUCUAUCGAGAUGCAACAAGAUCAAGCAAUCUUCACUUGGACCAAUGACAGUCUUCCUAGGAGUAGCGUGUGCCCGAAGGAGCAAAUUGACAAAUUAUUGGACGUUCUCGUUGCCAACGAGGAUGGUGAUCCCAGCGAUGUGCUCAAAGAAAUUUUAGCACCGACAAUCAGAGUUAAGCGAGUCGUUUAUCAAGGCAUAGGGCAAUGCGAGGAAAGAAAACGGCCAGAGCCACCAAAGGUUCCUACAGAGGAACCCACGGAGAACCUUCCUCCUAUGCCGAGAAACCAAGUGGAUCAUAUCAACGCAACUGUUGGACAGCUGCUUGUAUUCAGAGUACCAGAUGAUACAUUCUUUGACCAUGAGGAUGGAUCGACGCGUAAUAUGAAGAUGUCACUGUUGAAUAUUGACAUGACACCCAUCUCGCAAAAUGAUUGGUUACAAUUCGACAGUAAAAAUCAAGAAUUCUAUGGUAUACCGCUACAUAACAAUGUUGGACGUAAAGAGUAUCAACUGACGGUUACAGAUAAGGAUGGUGCAAGCGCUACCGACAGUCUCGUCGUGGUUGUGCAUCCCGCCCCAGUUAUGCAAUACAACGUGGAAUUUUUAAUGACUUUGGAAAUUCCAUACGAAAGUUUCGCACAGUCGGCCUUCCAGAAACGUAACUUUGUCGAAAAAUUGCGUGACCUCUUCCAAGACAAGGAUACUAAUUCUAUUGCUUUGGACAGCAUCGACAAAGGCAGCACUAUUGUCAUAUGGCACAAUAGAAGUUUGCCUACGUCAUUUUGUCCCAACGAGGAGAUCACCAGAUUACGUGAAGUCCUCGUAAAGGACAACAGAACGCUCACGGAUAGAGUGGAGGAAGUGAUGUGUCCUAAUUUCCCCGUGAGACAAGUUACCCUCACCCCCAUGGGAAUUUGUCUUGGUGAAUUGACCGGUAUUCAUUCACCGGACAGCCACGUGCCGCCUCUCGACGAUUCCACUUCCGUGGGAGCAUCGCACGAUGAUUACCUGAUCACGUUUGUCCUACCUGCAAUUAUUAUCGCCGCCAUGUUGCUCCUUGCCGGAAUCAUUGCAUGCGUGCUUUAUCGUCGAAGACGAAGUGGAAAAAUGAGCGUCAGCGAGCAAGAUGACGAGCGGCAGAGCUUCAGGAAUAAGGGAAUACCAGUAAUAUUUCAAGAUGAGCUCGAUGAGAAGCCAGAUCCAGGUAACAAGUCGCCAGUUAUUCUAAAAGAGGAAAAACCACCACUGCCACCCCCUGAAUACCAGAAGAGCGAGGACGGUGCAGACGUUCCUAUGCUUCAGAAGGAAAAUUCAGAGGAACCUUAUCAACCACCACCUCCGUUUGCUACGAAUCGAGAUAACAAUCGUCAGAAUCGACCAAAACCAACUCCCACAUACAGAAAACCACCACCGUACGUGCCCCCCUAACAAAGCACAGUGCACUCACCAACUCGCAAGUACAUGCUAGCAAUGCUCGGAGAUUCCCCAACACACAUGCAAAACCAAAAUAAUUAUCAGAAGAUCAAUCAGUUAAACGGCCAGAAUGACAGCUACGCGGCCCAUAACAUUUAUAGCAGUCGAUAAAGUUUACGUUCGGCAAUUUCUUAAAAGCAAUGAACGAUCGAUGGAUUCCUUUUAUUUUUAUCUCUUUUCUUUUUAAUUGUCAUCUCGAUCGACAUUUGGAGACUGCGUAGAUGCUCUGUUUUAUUACGCUAUACAUUGAUAUAUAUAUAUACACGUCGAUCAAGACACAACGAAACGAUCGCGUAUCGUUUCUAUCAGAACUUGAGCCAUCGAUCUUUCGUGAAACAUUUUUUACUCACUAUUUUAACUUCGUUUACGAUUCUACAGUAGCGGAUAUGGAAUACAAAUCACGCGUUGCCUUUCGUAACGAAUUCCACUCUAGACUAGGGCAGACUCGAAACAGCAGCAAGUACUCUAAUUCAACUAGAAAGGUGAGACCGUUGGACGAUGAAGGGCAGUGAAAAGUUUUUUUUUUUUCUGUCGCAAAGAAAUGCCGUGGAUACGACAGUAGAAACGUUCACGCGCGCGCACUCGCACUCGCACAUCCUCGUACACGAUAUUGAUGAAAUCAGUGCCAUUUAUUAAGCAAUAAGAAUAUAUCGAAUUGUGAAUUAUCCAGGACAGUAUGCAUACUUAUAUUAUGAUUAAUACAUCUGCGAAUAUCUACGGUUCGCGAUAAUAACGGCGAUGCAGUCUCCAAGCAACGAGAACUCGAAAAAGAAAACUGUUACUCUAUUAUACAAAGUACCUACUACGUAAAACACUGCCAGAAAUGAUUUACGAGGACAAUGAAAUUAAGGGAGAGAAAGAGAGAGAGAGAAUUAAGAAUCAUAAAGCAGUAGUGUGAUCAUACGAAAUCGAACAGGUCAUCUGAAGUUAUGAGCUUACGUUCGUGCCAAUAUCAUAUCGAUAUUGAUUUCACAAUAAUUAAUAAUUUAACCUGUUCGAAUAUCGUUGCUGAUGUAGAAAAGACGUACGAGUGGCGAAACUUAAAAAAUGUUUUUCUCAAAGAAAACAAAGUGACUUAAUGAUACCGUUUUUGAUGUAACGUCGCUGCAUAUUGAACCAACAAAUGCUUCCAUUGGCGCUGUAGGCCAUGCAGAAAUAAAACUGAAGAGGAAAUAAAAUGAAUAAUAUAUAAAUACGUAUACACAUUAGCCGUUCAUCGUUCGAUAGACCUUCAUCUGGUAGAUGUUUUUAAACUAUGACACAAGAGAAGCGACGUCACUUAAAUAUGAUACUACCGUAACGACUUCGGCACUUGCGGUUUCCUUCGUUGAAUCUCUUUUGUCUCACUAUCUUUUGCUUCUCUCUCAUUGCUCGAAAUUGCAAAGCUAUCGUCAAGGCAACAAAGCCGCCAGACAUGUUUUUCUUUUUUAAUUCCCUUACCGCGCACAAACACUCUUCGAACACGUUCUUCGAGGUGUCCAACGACCAAUCCUGACUUUUGUAUCUUUGAAUAACUUAAUUCUUUUCAACGGCGAACUGAAAGUGAACGUACACACGUAUUUCGUAUUCGACUGUGUCACGUUUAAAUCAGCGUUGAGAAUUUUUAACCCUGUUACAAGCACUAACACAUAUUCUUGCUCGAAGACGAUGAACUAUUUAAUUUAGAUUUUUAUAUAGUUACCAAGCCAAAAAUAUCUAAUAUUAAAUGAAAAAAGAAAAGAAUGAUAAAAUGGUGAAAACACUGAUCUAACGUUAUUACGUGGCCCGUAUCAUUCGAAUGGAAUGUACGCCUUGUAAUCUUGUAACGAUUUUUUAACUUUUUUAGCCCGCUAUGUUACUAUACGACAAUUAAAUAAUAAAGGAGUUGCGAAAAAGAAUUAUUAAUCGCGUAAAUCCGAGCGAAAACUACGGGUCACGUGACGUAUGCUCGCGCAACAGUUUUUGUCAAUCCGAUAUUUUUGAAAGGAAAUAGGCGAAACGAAUAAAAAAAAAAACUCGUGAUUCGACUUUGAAGGUACCCGUCAUGCUAUUCGUAAGUGAGCCGUGACGAGUUUCUGCAAAUUUUGGAGAUCACUCGUGUGACUCGUGUGAAUGAUAUGCUAAUGACGAUAAUAAUUGUGUAUGUAAAAUGAUAAGCGGAUGUUUGAUAUGCUAUCAAGGAGUAAUUAAUUAAACUACAAUAACGUAUUACUUAUUCAUUCGUUUCUUUGUAACGUAGAACUUAAGCACGUCUUUUUAAUAUGGUAACCAAGCCCUUGUCAUGUCACGUCUUGUUUAUCGCAAGGAUGGCAUCUUUUAAUUGGCUACGUGAUACAUACUUUUUUUUUGUAUACUCUUUUGUCUAUACAUUUUGAUAAGCGUCGGAUCUCAAAUGGGUAAGCUUUCGCGUCGACAGAUAUCGAUAAUAUCGUGAUAGACUUUUCGAUUCCAACCGUCUGUUGUUGAUUUUGCAAGUCCUGUACUUACAGACUCGAUUAAAUACUUGAAAAUACGAGCUGGCCAAUUGGAUACGUAUUCUCGUUUAAGUAAGAGCUCGUAAGAAAAAGAAAAGACGGAAGGCAGGAAGGAAUAGCAUACGUAGAAAUGGUAGUGUACGAAGACACUUCAUUGAGACUUUUUUGAGUACUUUGAUCGAUGAAAAUUUUAAAGGAACCCACAGUAGGUUUUUGUGUUGCUUCUUAAUAAGUAAUAUACAGUUUUCUAUGUAAUCUGCGAUAAACAAGAACAGAUCAUAUCAUGCUUUCCUCAUAUCAUUGUUCUACGCAUAUCCAUCAAACGCUACAUCGUAUUAUGUAAAAGCGGAUGUUAUGUAUCAUAGGCGUGUACGAUAUUUAUAAGAUGGGCAAAAACAACAAAGAAUAACAAUACAAGGGGUAGAGAAUAGCUUUUCGCCCAGCUUUCGAGUAAUUCGGAAACAGAGAGAAGUCUGAGUGCGCUGACCUUCGGAUUGUCCAAUUGAUAGUAGGAUGGACGUUUGAGCGGUGGAAAAUAUUUUGUAAUUGUAAAAAAAAAAUGUGAUCUCGACGUUUCUUAUUUGAAUCGCGCGCGUCUUUUUGAUUCUUGCAGAUACGCGAGUGGAGAAUUAAGACGCGAAUGCGAUGCACACGUCAGGAAAGAAAAGUUCCACGAAGAAUAAUGUCGCGCAAUGAAUGUCUUAUACAUAUACCUAAUAUCGCCUGGAAUUUUUAAGAUUUUUUUUUGUUCUUCAUAACGCUUUGAUAAUAAUAUAUAAACGUAUUCAUCGGUACUUGUGAAAGUAGGUGCAUUUGUUUUUUUUUUUGUAUCGAGCGUCGAGGCACCCAGUUGAAAUUUGAUAAAGGGACUAUAAGAAUCGGAAAAAAAAUAUAUCGACUCGUGACGAAUCUAACGAGUAAUUUUAAAUGGGAGCCUCGUUACAGUUUUACGACCAUAUAAUUAUAUAUCGUCCGUAAUAUAUGGAAGAAUAUUGAGAUAAUAAUAUACAUAUGCAGAUAGGUCUGACAAGUAUAUAUUCAACACGUGUAAAGUUAAAAGUUAAUAAAGUCAUUUUAGGGUAAACUUUUAUUUUGUGUCAGAAACUGAAUGCGACUUUAUAAUGAAAGUGUUAUUUGUUUAUGAUGUUAUUUUAUCCUGAUGGAAACAUCUGUAAAUGCUUGAAACAAUCAUCAAUCAUUGCAUUUACGUCAAAAUCGUAUGAACGUUAUCAUCAGAUCUGACCGUGAUAUCUGUAGAUAAUCUAAUUAGAUGUGGAUCAAUUAAAUCUAUCUAACCAUCUUUGAUAUGCUUAUGUAUACGGCAUACGAUAAUAUCAUGCAAAAUCAUACGAUAAGGGGUGUUUCCAAGUUUGUUUGUCUUUGUCAAUUUUUUUAUUACACCGUACACACGAAUAUGGCACGUCACAUGUCAAGAAAUGAGAACAAACAGCAAUGCAGAGGGGUACAGAACCAAAAAAUAAUGCUAUUGUAGCGUUAUCGUUAGCUAUAUCACGCGGACUCUAAAUUUCUAUUAGCUAUACGCUUAUAUACUCGCAAAAUGUAAUACUUUCUGUAAACCUCAAAAAUUCACUGAUAAUCCAAGUAACAUUACUCAUAUUAGUUUUAUCCUGUCACAAGAUCGAUUCUGACAAGAGAUCUCAAAUUAAAAGUAUACAACUUGA